Colletotrichum destructivum is the source of this 7227-nucleotide messenger RNA. RefSeq names its product Putative Acyl transferase domain superfamily, methyltransferase type 12, beta-ketoacyl synthase. The transcript has 4 exons. The record is from RefSeq and is a predicted model, not a curated record. Gene Ontology annotation, biological process: fatty acid biosynthetic process; secondary metabolite biosynthetic process. Lineage: Eukaryota; Fungi; Ascomycota; Sordariomycetes; Glomerellales; Glomerellaceae. Bases 1 to 7227 code for a protein of 2408 amino acids. Gene Ontology annotation, molecular function: 3-oxoacyl-[acyl-carrier-protein] synthase activity; fatty acid synthase activity.
AUGAAGCAAAUUGAUCCACCCUUCACUUCCUCACGGCAAGCUAGAAUUCAGGCUGCGGGACAAGAGCCUAUUGCCAUUGUGGGCUCUGCUUGCCGGUUUCCAGGAGGCGCGAGCAGCCCAUCCAAGCUAUGGGACUUGUUAAGACAACCACGGGAUGUCCUUCGGACGAUACCUGAAGAUCGCUUCAACCCCGAGGGCUUCUAUCACCCCGACGGCACGCACCAUGGCACCAGCAACGUUACCCAGUCAUACCUGCUUGAAGAGGACCCGCGCGUCUUUGAUUCGGGCUUCUUCAACAUAAAGCCAGUUGAAGCUCACGCCACUGACCCUCAACACCGCAUCCUUCUCGAAACUGUUUACGAGGCCCUGGAGUCGGCGGGCCUGCCCAUGGAGGGUAUGGCUGGCUCGCAAACGGCUGUUUACGUCGGCCAGAUGUGGUGCGACUACAACGACCAUCUACAGCGGGACAUGGACAGCCUGCCCACCUACGCCGGUGUAGGAACCGCGCGUAGCAUCCUGUCGAACCGCAUAUCCCACUUCUUUGACUGGCAUGGUCCGUCGGCCACCAUCGAUACGGCAUGUUCAUCUAGUUUGGUGGCCGUUUACAACGCCGUUAUGACAUUGCGGAAUGGAGACGCUCCGGCAGCCGUCGUUGCUGGGGCCAACAUCAUCCUGACGCCGGAGCCGUACAUCGGCGAGAGCAAGCUCAAGAUGCUCUCCCACGAUAGCCGGUCGCGCAUGUGGGACGAAGACGCCAAGGGAUACGCGCGUGGCGACGGCGUGGCCGCGUUGGUCUUGAAGCCCUUGUCGGCUGCCUUGGCCGAUGGCGACCACAUUGAGAGCGUCAUUCGUGAGUGUCUCGUCAACCAAGACGGCCGAACAGCCGAGGGAAUCACCGUCCCAAGCUCGGAGGCACAGGCUGAGUUGAUUCGGAGAACGUAUGCGAAGUCAGGACUGGAUGCCACGAACGUGGACGACCGUUGUCAGUACUUCGAAGCUCAUGGAACUGGUACUGGUGCGGGCGACCCUAGGGAAGCCAAAGCUAUUGCGACGGCGUUCUUUGGACCAAAUCAUCGGAGUGAUGACCCCUCUGACAAGCUGUACGUUGGCUCUAUCAAAACCGUCAUCGGUCAUACGGAGGGCACAGCUGGUAUAGCAGGCAUCCUUAAGGCGUCUCUGGCAGUUCAACAUGGCGAAAUCCCGCCCAAUCUUCUCUUUGACAAGUUGAGCCCCGCUGUUGCUCCGUUCUAUACCAACCUCGAGAUCGCCACAGAGGUUAAAAGCUGGCCGCUGCUUGCACUGGGUGCUCCUCGCCGAGUAAGCAUCAACAGCUUCGGUUUCGGAGGCACCAACGCCCACGUGAUCCUUGAGAAUUUCAGCAAGAUCACGCCGCAUGACAGCAGCCACCUCGAAAACGGCGAUCCCAAUGGCCACUUGCUGUCUCCGUUUGUGUUUUCCGCCUCCUCGGAAUCGUCGCUGAGGGCUAUGAUCCAACAGUACAUUGCCUACCUCGAGGACAACCCGAACACCAACGUUCGCGACUUGUCAUUCACCCUCUCGAGACGCUCUGUCCUGGCUUGUCGAGUUGCCUUUCCUGCUCAGUCGGUUGAUGACCUAGUGUCAAAGUUGGCUGAGUGGUUGAAGAAGGCUAAAGCCAGCCCAGACGGGCUACAUAGCACGCGCUACUCUGGCGGCGCGGGCCAAAGCCGCAUCUUGGGCGUCUUCACAGGUCAAGGAGCCCAAUGGGCGACCAUGGGAAAAGAACUCAUCACCAGCUUCCCCCGAGUCCGUUCUAUCCUUCUGGAGAUGGAUCGGUCCUUGGCAACUUUACCACACAACGACCGGCCACAGUGGUCCAUUGUCGAUGAACUUGAAGCCGACCAAGGCCGAUCUCGUGUUCAUCUGGCCGCUUUCUCGCAGCCACUUUGUACCGCCGUUCAGGUUGUUCUGGUGGACCUGCUACGAGACGCGGGCAUUCGGUUCAAAGCCGUCGUGGGUCAUUCUUCCGGAGAGAUCGGUGCAGCAUACGCCGCGGGCUUCAUCACGGCGGCCAGCGCAAUCAGAAUUGCAUACUACCGCGGACAAGCCACCGCGCUGGCCGGGAACAACAGGCCGCAAAAGGGGGCGAUGAUGGCCAUCGGCACGACGAUCGAAGAUGCCGAGGAGUUUUGCAACGUCGACACUCUGAAGGGACGCAUCUGGAUCGCCGCAGUCAACUCGCCGUCGAGCAUCACCCUUUCCGGCGACGCCGACGCCAUAGAGGAAGCCCGUCUGAUUCUCGAAGACGAGGGCAAAUUCGCCAGGCUCCUCAAGGUGGACAAAGCCUACCACUCGGAGCACAUGCGUCCUUGUGUAGAGCCUUACCUGCAGGCCAUGACGGACUGCGAUGUCAGACCGACGCCGGAGGCCGAUGACUCCUGCGCCUGGCUCUCCAGCGUGCGCGCCGAUUCCAGGAUGCAGCCGCGGGAUCCGGACCUGGCAGGGCGAUAUUGGUGCGACAACAUGGCCCUCCCGGUUCUGUUUGCCAAUGCUGUGCAGAACGCGUGGGAGCAUCAAGGCCCUUUUGAUGCCGUGGUCGAAGUCGGGGCCCAUCCGGCCCUCAAAGGGCCUUGCUUGGAGACACUGCAGGGACUGAACGAGACAGCAUCCUCUCUCCCCUACACCAGCCUGCUAUCCCGGAACCAGAACGACGUCGGGUCUUUCACCCGAGGCCUCGGGGUGCUCUGGCAAAACCUUAGAUCCGGAUCUGUCGACCUCGAGGGUCUCGAUCGCCGCAUUUCUCCGGGUUCCUCGUCUCCUCAACUCUUGAAGGGCCUCCCAUCUUAUGCUUGGGACCACGAUCGCGUUUACUGGCACGAGUCACGGCUGAGUCGAGCGUACCGCACGCGCCCAGUCCGGCCUCAUCCGCUCCUCGGCACACCCAAAUCAGACGGUGUGGCCAAGGAGCUGCGAUGGCGUAACCUGUUGCGAGUCUCCGAGGUUCCUUGGAUCAAGGGCCAUACUCUCCAAGGACAAGUUGUGUUCCCGGCGGCGGGCUAUAUCGUCACCGCAAUGGAGGCAGCUCUGACUCUGGCAGGAAGUCGAUCUCCUUGCCUCCUUGCAGUCAGCAAGGUGGUGAUCAGUCGGGCGCUUACGCUUGAGGACGACGUCGAAGUCGAGACCCUGGUUUCGCUGUCCAACAUCAACACCGAUGCUUCUGAUGUUGUGACUGCGGACUUUGAGUUCCACGCAUUGCUUCGCCGAGACGCUUCAGAUCUUACUCUCCUCGCCACGGCUUCUGUUGAGUUGACGCUGGGGUCUGCUACAGACUCUGUGGAGUCCUCUGCCGCAUAUUUGCCCUUCAGAGAGCUUGGUGAGCAGCCGAAUCUGCUCCAAGUCGACACAAACGACUUUUACGACUUCUUGGAGGAGGUUGGGUAUGGAUACACCGGACCGUUCCGGGCUCUCAAUACAAUGCAACGCAAGCUGGACUACGGCACUGGAUGCCUGGAGGUGCCGCAGGAAAGCUGGGAUGGUUCCUCUGUCCUCUUGCACCCGGCUUUCCUUGACGCAUCGUUCCAAGCCAUCUUUCUUGCCAUGGGCUGGCCUCGAGACGCGGGGCUAGUUGAGGUCUUCGUCCCUACCGAGUUCCGGAGCGUCAAGGUCGAUGUGCCCAGCUGGAGAGCGGCGAUGGCCCAAACUACUUCAGCUUCCCCGUUGAGGUUUGACUCCAGACUCCGUCAUACUCCAGAGUCGAUCACGGGAGACGUCGAGGUUUUCGCCGCCGCCAACAACACCACCCUCAUUCAGGUUGAGAACAUUAAAGUCGUGCCGUUCUCGCCCGAGGGUGCCGCAUCCUACAGGCAGCUGUACUCCAAGACUGUCUACUGGCCAGUAACAGUCGACGGAGUCAAGGCAUCUGGCAGCCGUCUGCCUACAGACCAGGAGCUGGAGAUGGCCUGGGAUUUGGAACGGGUGGCCAUCUACUUCCUUCGUACCAUCGAAGAGGAGUUUUCCGACCCUGUUUCACGGGAAAAUAUUGCGCUUCAUCAUCAAUACUUCUUCGACUUCAGCAACGACAUCUUGUCACGCGUUGCCAGAGGUACCAUGCCGUACGCUAAGAAGGAAUGGAUCCACGACACUUGGAACGAUGUUGUGGACAUCUUCCAUCGGUAUCCGGACAGUCUCGACCUCCAGCUGAUGCAGAAAGUCGGCAUCAACAUGGCUGCGUCCAUCCGGGGCGAGACUAACUUGGUCGAGAUCUUGUUCAAAGACGACUUCAUGGACAGGUUCUACGCUGGAGCCCUGGGUCUUGACCUCACCAUGGAUUGGCUCGGUCGCAUUGCCGUCCAGCUAUCGCUACGUUACCCCCACAUGAAGAUGCUCGAGUUGGGCGCCGGCACAGGAGGCGCCACCAAGAGCGUCUUCAAGCACAUUGGCAACCAAUUCUCCUCGUACGCCUUUACAGACAUCUCAGCCGGCUUCUUCCCCACAGCGAUGAAUGUCUUCAAGUCACCUAAGAUGGUCUUCAAGGUACUCGAUGCCGAGAGGGACGUCGUCGAGCAAGGAUUCGAGGAAGGGGGUUACGACCUUCUCAUCGCGUCCAACAUCCUGCACGCAACCGCCAAGCUCGAUGACACUCUUCGCAACGCACGACGGCUCCUCAAGCCCGGAGGAUACCUCCUGAUUGCCGAAGUGACUUGCGCCGACGUGUUCCGAGUCCGAUUCCCAUUCUCGGCUCUGCCCGGCUGGUGGCGUGGCCAUGACGAUGGAAGGCCGCUCACAGCGACCAUCGAUACCACCGAAUGGCAUCAAAGACUCGUCAGGACGGGUUUCUCAGGAAUCGACGCCGUUACUCCAGAGUUUGAGCCUCUGGCCUGGCCAUCGUUGAUCAUCUUGUCUCAGGCCAUCGAUGACCGCAUCUCGUUCCUACGCCAGCCUCUGCAUCAUCAACCAUCGACGCUUGCUCCUUCAGCCGAGGCAGACAACGAGGAGAGCCAACAGCAACAACUCGUUCUUGUCGGAGGCCAGACCAUGCAAUCAUGCAGCCUCCUGGGCCAGGUUAGCCGUAUUCUAGCACCGUGGUUCGCUGGCUCGGGGAUCAUCAGGAUCCGCUGCCUUGAGGAUCUGAACAAAUCAGAUGUGCUUGGGCCAAGAUGCGUCGUCAUCAACUUUGCCGACCUCGACAAAGCUGCUCUAGAGGACCUCACGGAAGCGUCCUUGGCCGGUCUCAAGAAGCUCCUCGAGCGUCCGCAUUGUCUACUAUGGGUUACCAGUGGCUGCCGGGAGCAGUCUCCGAAGAUGAAUAUGAGUGUCGGCUUGGGCCGCGUGCUCAUCCACGAAAUGCCUGGACUCCGGCUACAGUUCCUGGACAUGGACGACCCUUUCAGCGCCGGAGCACCCCGGUUCGUCGCCGAGAGCUUCCUUCGUUGGAAGGCUCUCGCGCAGUACGAGUCUGAAGACACUCCCAUAUUGUGGGCGCGCGAGUACGAGUUGGUCCUGGAAGACGACGUGCUCAAGGUUCCUCGCAUCGCGUACGACGACCAGAUGAACCUGAGAUACAACGCGUCGAGAAAAGUAGUCGCACAGAACACUGACGUCAAGGACGUUCCUGUCUACCUUUGUCGUUCCGGAUCUUCCUGGAGGUUCGUCCAGUCACCAGAAGCGCGGCCUGGCUCGUUCGGCCGAGCAAACGCUGGUGACCCGCUCGAUGUAUUCUUCUCUUCAGCUGUCCCGAGCUACGGCGGGCUGUACGCCGCUAUCGCGGAAAACCCGAAAACUCACGUUCCGCACGUCACCUUUUCAAAGGCUAACGGCUCGAUUCUAACGGAAAGCGACGUGACAGCGGAGCUUCCCUUCCACGCUCGAAAGGAAGACUGGGAGGUUUACUUGUCGUCGUUGGUUGUCGACCUCCAAGCCGCCAGUAUCGUCGAUGCCAUCCCUCAGCGCUCUUCCGUCCUUCUCCAUGAGCCAAGCCCCAGCCUGGUCCAGUCUAUCCUCCCAAGAGCCUUGGAAAAGAACAUUGUCGUCACCUGUUCUUCCUCUCCCGCGAGAAAUCCAGCUCCGUCAACAAGCUGUGCUUGGGUCCUGAUAGAAGCAAAUACGCCCGCUCGGGUGGUACGAUCCCAACUGCCGUCAGAUUUGGACGUCUUUGUCGAUUGUCUUCCCGGAACCCGAAACUCUAACUUGCCGGCAUCUCUUCGAAACGCUCUUCCCAGAGGUUGUUGGCAGCUGGACCUUCGCGAAGCCAUUCAUCGCAAGCCUGCUCAUUCAUCCGCCCCGGCCGCGGUACUCUCGGCUGCUGUCACUGGCAUCAACUCCAAACUCGCCGAAAGGGCUGACGUCCAAACAAAGACUCUCCAAGAGCUCGACCUAUCUCAAGACCUAGAAAAUGGGCUCUCGCUGGUCAUCGACUGGCGAUCUGGUUCAACUUCGGUUGUGCCUGCGAUGGUGCCUCCGCUGGAUGCCUACGUUUCUUUCAAGCCAGACCGCACCUACGUUCUCUUUGGACUGACGAGUGAUCUUGGUCAAUCACUCUGUGACUGGAUGGCGGCUCGUGGUGCUCGUCAUAUUGUCAUGACAAGUCGUAACCCGAACGUCGAUGCUGUAUGGCUUUCGGCCAAGGUGAAAGCGGGAGUUUCGAUCAGGGUCUUUGCCAAUGACAUCACCGAUGAGGAGGCGCUCCGUGAUGUGGUCGAUGACAUCCGGAAAACGAUGCCUCCGAUUGCCGGCAUUGCCAACGGCGCCAUGGUUCUUCGCGACAAGCUUUUCCUCGACAUGCCUCUGGAAAACAUGACGCAGACGCUUCACACUAAGAUGAAGGGCAGCAUAUACCUCGAUUCGAUAUUCGGUGACCAGUCCGAGUUUGACCUGGACUUCUUCGUGUUCUUCUCCUCCAUUGCCGCCGUGACUGGCAACCGGGCUCAAUCCAACUACAGCGCUGCCAACAUGUUCAUGACUGCACUGGCCAACAACAGAAGAGCUCGUGGGCUCCCUGCCUCGGUCAUGCAUAUUGGCGCCAUCAUGGGCGUCGGUUACAUGGCUCGGAACCUGACCCGCGCCAUUCUGGACAACCUUUGGAGCGUCGGUGCGACGUGGAUCUCGGAGAAGGACUUCCACAACUGCUUCGGAGAGGCGGUGCUCGCCAGUCGCCCUGGCAAUGGUCUCAAUGACGACCCCGACCCUAGUGAAAAACGAAUCAUUCAACGUACCGACCGACAGCCACCACGAUCGGUUCGGACGUUCUAG